GCAAAAUUUCAUAUUUUUUUUGUAUUUGCUGCCCUCUGUUGAUGAAAUGAUUGCAACAUGGCGGCCUCCAUGCGGAAUUUAUUUUCGCAGUGUUCGCGUUUCCAAAGUGCCAUUGCUAGAAACAAUUACUGGUCAAAAGCAAGCCUCUCUACAUUUUACAGAUCACAACAAAGGAUUGGCACUGCAGAACAAGAUGAUGCAACUAGUCAGUCCUCUUCAGAGAUCACUGAUUCCUUAAAGGACCCCGACUACUUCAAAGUAAAGGACUUGGUUUCACUCCAAGACCUCUUCGAUGCCCGGGUUCACCUCGGUCACAAAGACGGCCUGAUCAACCCGCACAUGAAGAAGUACAUAUUUGGCAUCAGGCAGAACCAGUGCAUCAUCGACUUGGAUCAGACAGCGGGUCUACUGAAGGAGGCCUUAAACUUUACUGCUCAUGUUGCGCAUCGGGGCGGAAUCAUCCUUUUCAUCAACCGCAUGCCGCAGUUUACGUUCCAAAUGGAGCAGCUGGCCAAGGAUUGUGGGGAGUAUGCCCACACACGCCUCUGGCAGGGCGGGUGCUUCACGAACGCCCCGAUCCAGUAUGGACCGGGGACACGCCUACCGGAUUUACUCGUCUUCUUCCACACCCUGACAAACACCUUCACAGAGCACCUGGCUGUGACAGACGCGGCCAAAAUGAACAUCCCCACGGUGGGGGUUGUAGACACCAACUGUAACCCUAACUUGAUAACGUAUCCCAUACCGGGGAAUGACGACUCGCCUUCAGCGAUGGAACUUUAUUGUCGUCUCUUCAAAACGGCCGUCUUGAAAGGCAAGGCCAAGAGAAAUGACACUGAUGUGUAGAGAUAUGUAUUCACAUUAGUUUGAAGUAACAAAGUGAAUUCCUUUUAUUUUCGUGUGUUUUUCCCAAACCGUCAAAAUUGUUACUGAGAGCAAGGACAAAUUCUGAGAAUUUUUUCCUUGUUGACAUGUACAAAUAAGCUCAAAAUGAAGCAGUGAAUUUUUAAUCUUCAAAAGUUGACAGUCUUGCAAAUUAACCCAAGCCCAGCCAGUUUUCUAUUUAACCCUUAAUAAAAAGUAUCAAUUUUUUUCAGCUUCCAAAGAUAUAUUAACUGCCUGACAAGUUUAAGAUGUACAUUCACAUGUUUUACUGUUUCUACAAAAGUCACUCAGUUAAUAUAUUUGUGUGUUUAAUCAUGACAUUUUUACCUAUUCUCAAACACUUUAUACUCUUGACACAACUGAGGAUUAACUAAAAAAUAGAAUCCAUUUUGUGUUGCACUGCAUUUCCAUUAAAUUUCAAAUGCAUAUCUGGAAA
Molecule: messenger RNA, 1321 nt
Organism: Patiria miniata (bat star)
Lineage: Eukaryota; Metazoa; Echinodermata; Asteroidea; Valvatida; Asterinidae
Gene: mrps2
Product: 28S ribosomal protein S2, mitochondrial-like
Exons: 3
Coding region: 58-846 (262 amino acids)
Biological process (GO): translation
Cellular component (GO): mitochondrial small ribosomal subunit; ribosome
Molecular function (GO): structural constituent of ribosome
Source: RefSeq, a predicted model, not a curated record